UAGAGGAUAAGAGACCAUCAUCGAAAACUCAAAGAAAAAGGAGACACUAGCUAAGAAAUUUACCUUGCACUUUUGAUCUGUGUUCUCAGUAGAUUAUUCGUACCACCAUGGUCGGCGGGGAAGUUAAAAUUCUUCGCGGGUACGAACUCCGUCUCAUCCGGUGCACCGUCUCUUUGCCACUAUCAGAUCCUCCUCUCGAUGAAUCCCAACCCGGAACCCAUCCACACGACUCUCUUAUAAAGUCCCUUUUGUCUUCAAUCGAGGCUGGGAACUAUCUUGAAGCUUUAGCCUCCGAAGCUACUAAUCUAAUACUCGGAGAGUACGAGUUCGACCCGGUUGAUUCCGCCGAGCGAGUUUACUCCGAGCUUCUCAACAAAGUCGAAUCGUUCGUGUUGAACGAUUCUUCGGAUGAAAUCGAUAAGGCUCGGCGUUCUUUUCUUGUGAUGUGCUUAGCAAUCGCGGCUGCUUUUUGGUUCACUUGUUGCAAUUUGACCGGGUCGACGCAAGGAUCAACAAAAUGUUCGUUACCGUUUAGAGUACCAGAAAGUAAGGAAUUGGUUGAAUGGGAGAACUGGGCUAAGAUUCAUCUCAUGUCUGCAGGUUCUGACUUGCUCGGGAAGUUUUCUAAUCUCCAGCAUUUAGUUUUUGCUAGAUUGCUGCUGUUAAAGUUGAAAGAUUUGUUGUUUGAGACAAGUGCCUCUGAAACUUUUCAACUUAGGAGUAUUUCAUGGUGGCUUGUCAGAGUCUUACUUAUUCAUCAAAGAGUUCUUCACGAGCCAUCUUCAUCUUUGUUUGAGAUGUUGCAAGUUUACAUGGCCGAAGCUCUAGACCAUUUUGGAGCAUUGGAAAAAGUCGAAAGCUACUGGGGUGCCAAGUUGCUACAAGACGAAGCUUCAUCCAUCACGUCAAUCAUCCAUCUGGAAGCAUGUGUACUGCAAUAUAUAUAUCGAAGGAUUGACCCUUUUCGGUUGCAGCUUGAAUCUGCUAAAGCAGCAGCAGGGCUAGAGUUCUCUGUUACUGGGGCUCUGGGAUUUCGUACUAUUCACCAAGUAGUGCCAAAGGCACAGAUGGUAUUGGUAGCCAAUACUAGCUCAUCCAAUGGGGCUGUGAGGUUGGCCUCUGAGAAAGCUGAUGUUGGACCUUAUGGAGCUUGGGAAGGUGAAACACCUCAAGUGUUUAUGACUCCCAAACUAGUGAACAACGAGAGUGAAGCUGGCACAGAUUCAGUGCCCUUAAAACCAGUUGAACAGGCAUUGAUUUUGGCCCAGUGCCUUCUAAUUGAAAGGGGUAGUCGGCACGAUGCAAUGCAAAGUUGGGAUAUGGCUCCAUAUAUUGAGGCAAUUGAUUCUCAAAAGUCAACCUAUUUUGUUCUACGGUGUUUUUGUGACUUAUUGCGUGUUCGAUGGGAAUCAUCUCGAUAUCGUACAAGGGAACGCGCCCGGGAUAUGAUGGAUAAGCUGGUUGGAGCUAUUAGCAAGAGCGAUCCUGGAGUAUCAAAUCGGAUCCCUUUAUGCUAUGCAGUGUAUCUUCCUACUAUUCCUGCUUUGAGAAAGGAAUAUGGUGAGCUUCUGGUGAGUUGUGGUUAUGUUGGGGAAGCAAUCACAAUAUUUGAGAGCCUGGAAUUGUGGGAUAAUCUAAUUUACUGCUACUGCUCCAUGGGAAAGAAAUCAGCGGCUGUAGAUCUCAUCAAUGCACGGCUUCUUGAACGCCCAAAUGACCCAAGAUUAUGGUGUUCAUUGGGUGAUGUUACGAUUUCCGAUUCCUGUUAUGAAAAAGCCCUGGAAGUUUCAAAUGACAAAUCAGUUCGUGCUAAGCGGGCUCUUGCUCGAAGCGCAUACAAUCGCGGUGAUUUUGAGAAGUCGAAGAUACUGUGGGAGGCUGCAAUGGCGUUAAAUUCUCUGUAUUCAGAUGGUUGGUUUGCUCUUGGUGCUGCUGCGUUGAAGGCCAGGGAUCUUCAGAAAGCACUGGAUGCAUUCACUUUAGCUGUUCAUCUUGAUCCUGACAAUUGGCUGGCUUGGAACAACAUUGCUAGUCUGCAUAUGAUUAAGAAAAAGAGCAAAGAAUCAUUCAUUGCAUUCAAAGAAGUGCUUAAAUUAAACCGAGACAGCUGGCAGAUAUGGGAGAAUUUCAGCCAUGUAGCUAUGGAUGUGGGAAAUACUGAUCAGGCCUUUGAAGCUAUACAACAGAUAAUGAGAUUGACCCAAAACAAGAGUAUCAGUGUUGUUUUAUUGGACCGUUUAAUGACAGAUUUGGAAAAUAGGAAUAUAUCAUACGAAUCUUCUUCAAAUGAAUUAAUAAAGACAAAACCAACAACGACCGAAAGACUCUACAUAGAGUUGUUUGGGAAAAUUAUUCAGCAGAUUGUCAAAACAGAAAGUACAUUUGAAAACUGGGGAUUAUACGCAAGAUGGAGUAGAAUCAAUGGAGAUCUUACGAUAUGUAGCGAGGCACUGUUAAAACAAGUGCGAUCAUAUCUGGGGGUAGAAAUGUGGAAAGACAAAGAGCGUUUCAAGAAGUUUGCAAGAGCAUCAUUGGAACUUUGUAGAGUGUACAUAGAGAUCUCAGCGUCUGUAGAAAGCAAACGAGAACUGUUUAGUGCUGAGAUGCAUUUGAAGAACACAAUCAAACAAGCUAGAAAGAGCUUUGGUGAGACUGAAGAAUUGAAGGAGCUUGAAAGUUGCCUUGAGGAGGUCAGAAAUGUUACGCAGAAGUUUGAAGGGACUACAAACAUUAAAACAUAAAAGAACGCAGACUUGUGAGAGUUUCAGAUCAUAAUGUAAUGGUUCUUUUUUUUUCUUUCUGAGUUUUGAGUUUACUUUGUAUUUGAAAUUCCCUUUUGGGAUCUUCAUUACCGAAAUAUAACUUAUAAAGUGAAGGGUGAACCUUUUUAUUCACCACCUUUUCCGUGUUAACCAACAAAAGCAUGCUUAGUUAAAUCAUGUUUAAAUUAAAUAAUAAAUUAAAUU
Molecule: messenger RNA, 2966 nt
Organism: Arabidopsis thaliana (thale cress)
Lineage: Eukaryota; Viridiplantae; Streptophyta; Magnoliopsida; Brassicales; Brassicaceae
Product: Protein prenylyltransferase superfamily protein
Exons: 20
Coding region: 108-2741 (877 amino acids)
Source: RefSeq, marked reviewed